Messenger RNA from Gryllus bimaculatus (two-spotted cricket), 264 nucleotides. The record is from the annotation of a GenBank genome assembly. NCBI's taxonomy places the organism in Eukaryota, Metazoa, Arthropoda, Insecta, Orthoptera, Gryllidae.
AUCAAAAUUGAAGAUAUUGUGUUUAAAAAUGUGUCUAUAUUAAUUAUAGUUUUUUUAAAGAUCUUAAUAAUUUAAAUAUAUUGAUAUAACCAGGGAUAUUUAUUUCGUGAAAGUGAGCUCUACUGGCGCAGUUGCAGGCGUUCUAGCAAUUUCCGUGGGUACUUCUGUAAACGCUCUUUGGUCACCUUUUACAUUCAUUUGGGUAGCCGUCAGCCACAAGUGAUGUGCGAAUAAAUCUCGUGGCCUUGGGAUUGAUAGCAAACG